Ichthyophthirius multifiliis is the source of this 1476-nucleotide messenger RNA. RefSeq lists its product as hypothetical. Lineage: Eukaryota; Ciliophora; Oligohymenophorea; Hymenostomatida. The record is from RefSeq and is a predicted model, not a curated record. The transcript has 8 exons. Gene Ontology annotation, cellular component: endoplasmic reticulum membrane. Gene Ontology annotation, biological process: triglyceride biosynthetic process. Gene Ontology annotation, molecular function: diacylglycerol O-acyltransferase activity.
AUGCGUUUAUAUUAUAAACAAAAUCAAUAUGACAGUCCUAUUUUAAUCUUAGAACUAACUUCUUACUCCUCUUCAAUAAUAAAUGAAUUAAUAGAAUUAAUUAAUGAAAUAAAAGUUUUUAUUAAAUAUAAAAGUCCCUUAAGUUAUAAUCCUGCAAAAGCUGAAAGAACAUCACUACUCAGUAGUGAAUCACCAGUUUAAAAUUAUAAGGGGUUUUUAAAUGUUGCUGCAAUAUGCCUUUUAGUAAAUAAUAUUAGAUAUAUGAUUGAUAAUUUAAGGAUUUAUGGAUUAUAAAUACAUAAUAUAUGGAAUCAUCCUUUAUCUUAUGUAAAUUAUAAAUUUUGCAUUUAAUUUUGCAUUUAAAUUUGUUUUGUAUUCCUAGCUUUUUUUAUUUAAAAACUUAACUUUAAAGGAUAUGCUAAUUCUAAAUUAACUGUAAUAUUUAAUGUAAUAAAUCUAACUAUAUAAUUGCUUACUCCUAUAAUAUCUAAAAUAUUUACUGAUAUAACUUUUUUAUCAAAUAUAAUGAUUAUUACAUUAAGUGUUAUUAUUUGGUUAAAAUUAAUUAGUUAUGCACAUGUAAUGAGAAGUAUCCGUUCAAUAAUAAAAAGGAUUGAAAUGUACGAAAAAGAUGAAAAGGCAAAAAAAUAACCUUUAAGCGAAUUUAUAUCUGAAACAGAAACAAGUGCAGAUAAUCUAUAUAUUUUGCAUAAAUGCUAUGAAAAUCCAAGUUAAUUAGUAAAAAUUUAUGAUCUUUUUUACUUUUUAGCUGCUCCUACCCUUUGCUUCUAAUUAAUAUAUCCGCGAACUUAAAAGAUUCGAAAAUUAUGGCUUUUAAAAAGAAUAUCGGAAUUAAUACUAGUGAUAAUGUUUUAAACAGUUUUAUGGAUUUAAUAUUUAGAUCCUUUAUUAACAGAGACUUAUGAAAUUUAAAGAGAAAUUUAAAAAGCUCCUUUAUCUUUUUUUUUUGAAAGAAUCAUUAAAUUAUCAAUACCAAGUUUUUAUUUUUGGCUUGCUGGAUUUUACGGAGUCUUUUAAGUUUGGUUGAAUGUUACUUCUGAAUUACUAAAAUAUGCAGAUAGAUAGUUUUAUUUAGAUUGGUGGAACUGUAAUGAUUUUGAAUCUUUUUGGAAACUAUGGAAUUUACCUGUACACAAUUGGUGUGUAAGGCAUUUUUAUACCCCUAUAUUGUAAAAAGGUAUUUCUAAAGUAAUAGCAAAUUUUCUUGUUUUUACACUCUCUGCUAUUUUACAUGAAUGGAUUAUAAGUGGGGCUUUAGGAAUAAUUGGGUAUCAUGCUUUUAUAGCUGUAUGGAUAUAAGCACCCGUUAUUAUAAUUUCUAAAUAGCUAACAAAAUAUUUGAAAAUCUAAAAUUCUGAACUUGGAAAUUGUAUUUUUUGGAUUUCAUUUAUCUUUAUUGGGUAACCAACAGCUAUAUUUAUUUAUUAUGAAAUGUAUAGAAAUAUGUACGGCUGA